AGCCACUUUGAGAGCACUACUGCGAUUCCGCUUGUCAUUUUGUCACUGUUGAGCCGGAAAGUAAUAUUUAUUUUAUUCCGCUUUUGCUCCUCCAUUUAAUCCAAUUUCUCCAACAUCCCCCCUCUCUCAACGCGCAUUGCCCAAAGCAAAGUACACCUUUGUUGGGGGUGGUGUUUCAUGCAGGCAUGAAGACGGCUAAAACGAAACCUCCAUUGCUAAAACACUACUUUCUCACCUUCGCCUCCCUUUCAUUCCUCAUCCUUUUCUUCUGCUUUUCUAAUCAGCGUCGCCACUCCCUAACAUCAUUCCUCACAACCACCGCUGCUACCACCCACUCUUCCUCUGCCUCCGAGGUAGACCUCAAAAUCCGACCUGGCUACACCUCCUACGACGCCUACAUCCAACGCCAACUCAACAAAACCCUCAACCCAAAACUACGGAAAAUAUGGAUGACUCGUGACUGGGACCGCAAAAUCCACGUCUUCUCCAAUUUCUUUCGGGAACUACAACUCCAAAACCUCCUCUCUAACUCUUCCAAGUCCCUCUGCAUCGGCGCCCGGGUCGGCCAAGAGGUCGAGGCUCUCAAACGCGUCGGCGUCUCCGACUCUGUCGGCAUCGAUCUCGUGCCGUCCCCGCCGCUCGUCUUGAAAGGAGACUUCCAUAACCAGACAUUCGACAACGAGACGUUCGAUUUCGAGUUCUCCAACGUGUUCGACCACGCGCUCUACCCGCGGAAGUUCGUUGGCGAGAUCGAGCGGACGCUGAAGCCAGAUGGUGUCUGCGUGUUGCACUUGGCGUUGUCAACGCGUGCUGACAAAUUCUCGGCCAACGAUUUGUACAGCGUGAAACCGUUGAUUCAUUUGUUCCAGAGAUCGCAGCUGGUUCGGGUCCGAAAAGUUGACGGCUUCGGAUUGGACACGGAGGUCAUAUUUCGUAAGAAGAAGACAACCCAACGUUCUUGAUUUCAUUUCUGAUCAUCCAUUGUCAUUCAAUCCUUGUUAAUUACUGAAACAGAAAACAAAUUCUGGGAGUAUUGAGUUGUAAAAUGAAACGGGGAAUGGGCCAUUGAGGGUGAGUAUGAUAAUCAAAGAACAAAGGCAUUGACAUUGUUAAGGCAAA
Messenger RNA from Gossypium raimondii (Peruvian cotton), 1119 nucleotides. RefSeq lists its product as hypothetical. NCBI's taxonomy places the organism in Eukaryota, Viridiplantae, Streptophyta, Magnoliopsida, Malvales, Malvaceae. The coding region runs from base 186 to 962 and encodes 258 amino acids. The record is from RefSeq and is a predicted model, not a curated record. Gene Ontology annotation, molecular function: S-adenosylmethionine-dependent methyltransferase activity. The transcript has a single exon.